GUUGCUUUGCCUUGGGCUAAAACCUCCAACAUCGCCAAAAAUCUGUAUGGCCGUUGAUCUCGACUGCUCUCCUAGUCAGGGCGGUAUUGCCGUGAAAGGAAAGGAAACAGUUUGGAGGUGACAGGAACUCUUGUAUUCGUCUUCCACCUUUCCACGACCUCAGGUUGCCGCUCCCAGAUGUGAGACCUUGUCGCAUCAUCCUCCGCUAGAAGCUCUCACUCCCACGCUCGUUUUCCAGAUUGCCUUCCCAAAUCUUUAUAUCAAAAACUUAUAAUACGAACUUCGAUAAGGCAUUGUCAACAUGUCGUAUUACCGAAAUGGUCAGAAUUUUCAUUUCCAGCAGACCGCAACUGCUUUCCCUCCUCCGCCUCGAUCAGGCGGACUUCAGUCUCCCACACAGCCAUUUCUUGAGCGGUCCCCUAGUUUUGACCGUGGAGAUGACGCUUCAUAUGUUGGCGAGAGCGCCGGUAGGCCUUCUGAAUAUGGCACAAUGAUGGGUGGAAAUGAGGUGCCUCGGAGCAACCAAAAUACUCUGGGAAUUGCAGAGGAGCCUUACAUGGGCGGCUCAAACCCACCAUCCGGCCAUCCCCCUCCGGCGCCAUACAUUCCCACUGGGCAUCAACCGCAAUACCAGGCUACAUCGCCACCGGGAGGUUAUACCGCCUAUUCUUCGCAGCAAUAUCCUGUCCCGCCUUCCGAAUAUAAUCCGGCAGCGUACGGCUCGGUGAAUGCCACUCAGGGGCCGGUUCAUCAGCCAUACAAUCCAGCUGCGUAUCGUUCUUCGAGCUUUUCUUAUCAGGCAACAUCCCCAAACAGUGUAUAUGGAGCAUCCCCGACGAGUUUUAUAUCUUCCACUUCCUACCCCUCACCGGCGCUUGCAUACGUUCCCCAGACACCGCCCCAACGCCACGACUCUCAGUACAGCCAUCCGAGUAGACCGUCUCCAUAUGUAGGAAGUACGUCAGCGCCUUAUGCUCCGUAUCAGCCCAUUUCGACAACAUAUGCCUCCUACUCCCCAGAGUAUGCUGCGCACCCUCCACAGUCUGCCCGGCGAGGUAGCGACUAUUUCGAUAUUGACGAGUACUACGCCGCAAAUUCUCCGCAGAGGUCCAACUCACAGUCUUAUUCUCUACAUUCACCUGCAUCUAGCUUUGACAGUAAACGUAUGAAUCUGCAACAUCACUCACUUCCUUCGCCGCCUCAACAUGGUAGCCAGACUGUGGCUGGCGUGAAUGGGCUCUCUGGCGCUGGACCUGGAGAUGAUGUGCCUCCAAUUCCUCCGCAGCACUCGCCGCAACGAACGAAUACAACGGGCAGACAUCCUCAAUUACGCCCCUUGCCUGGGCCGCCCCCUGAUGCAUCGAUCCGCUCGGACCUGGGCGUCUCGAAUGGGGGAUCCGCUGCGCCAACAAUGCAGGGUAUGGUGCAAGAUAACGUUUGGACAGAAGUAGAGGAGGAGCUCAUGAGGGCGGAUAGUCGAUCCCGUGGUCGACGUCGAAGCCCUGUGGCGCCGAUGGGCCGCCAUUCGCCCAUUCAUGAAGAAGCCGAGCCAGAUCCGCUCUUCGCCAGCAGCAUCACCGCUCCAACUGCCAGCCACCACAUUUCGGAGAUUGACGAAGACUUGACGAAUGGGAUUGGCAGCAGUGAUGCGUACAGCGAGGGCAGCGAUGCCGAAGCGGCGGCCGGGCUCGCUGCGCUACGCAUGGAAGAGGAACGUGAGAUGGCCGAUCGGGCUCAUGGACGGGCCGCAGACUAUCGCCUGUUUCCGGGCUACGGCCCAGCCGCGCCGGAAGAACACCCUGUGGCUGGCCAUGAAAGCGAUAGUGACUAUGCUCACGUAGACAUGGGAUUGUAUGGUGGGGGCUAUGACGUCCAACUUCACUACGGGGACGAUCCAUCCAUCAUUGCAGCUCACACUCAAGAAGAUGUUGGACCAUUGGAAACUCCACAGCGACCGUUACCAAUGCCCGAUGUUCCCUGGAGUACCGACGAGCGCUUUCACGAGGGCAUUUACGAUGACCUUGGACAGUAUGGCCCUGACAGCACUGGCGCAGAUGGUUUUGGGAUGGGCGGCCUUUCGGAACCUACGCCGGAGAGACGCAGACUAAGCUUUGAGGAAGGAGACGAAGGUACUCUCGUAGAUGCACAGGGAUUUCCCAUUUCGCCGAGCGCACUUCCUUCCCAAGAAUAUCCCGAAUUGUUUUACCACCCCGGCAUGUCUUCCCAACGGCCCUUGCCUUCGGUUUCAGCAGCUUCGACAGCAAUCGCCCCGGAGCAGCAUGAUGCUCUAUUCGAUAUUUACGAUGCACGAGCCGAGAUACCUCCUAGCACCGAUACCUUAUCCUAUCUCUCAACAGCUGAUAGCCGAGCAUCAACGCUUGUUACUCCCUCAGGAACCAUGGUUCCACGAUCUUCGUCGUUAUCAAGCUAUAGCAGCACCCCACAAGCGAUUCCCCCCAUUCGGUCAAAGACUGAUGCGGAUGAGCGGCCCUUCCGUCUCUCGAGACAGCAGCAAAUGAACGUUCGUCUGGCUGGUUCCAAGACGGACUCCGUUUACGAUAGCUCUGCCCCACAAAGCACGGUGGCGCUGGAUCUUCCCGAGAUACCAAUGGGCAAGGUGCUUAAUCCGGCCAAACUUUCUACGUCAGAUUUCAAGAAGUGCUCAGAGCCUUGGGCGUUAAGCUCUGUAGUCUCCUGGUUGAGGCAAAUGAGUGAAGGGUCAACUGACCUGAAAGAACAAACGGUAGUAGAUGGAAUCGUGGCAUUAUUUACACACAAAGUGCCAACAAUGAAUGUUGCCGAUGCCGAAACGCUUGCAGCGCUUAUAGUUAAGCAAAUGCUAAAGCACGGAGUUCUUGUCUACGAUGAAGAAUGGGUUAAAUUCACAUCAGAAACAAUGUCCGGCGUGAUCUAUCAACUCACUGGGACCGGUUGCUACUCUCCCAGAGUUCAUAUGACCAAUGAGUCCGGACGCUGCUAUGCUUCGCACUGUCAAAGGACCCUCAAGAAGGUCAACCUUCAAGCGCACGCUCUGGAACCGCAAAAGAAGCUGGAAGACUGGGUCACGUUUUAUAAGAUCAAGAUGGAGGAUCUGGAGGGAGUGAAUAAGAAGGAGAUUGAGCGUCAAAAUAUUCUACAUGAGAUUGUCCAGACAGAGGAUCAAUUUAUGGAUCAGCUUGACGUUGUUCGUCAGCUAUAUCGCGAUCAACUGCGUGUCUGCAAUCCGCCCAUAAUUUCGCCAAAGCGAAUCCAGCAGUUUCUCUCUGACGUCUUCGGCAAAGUCGACGCGAUUCAGAAGGUUAAUGAAGAUUAUUUACUCGCGCAGUUAAAAUAUCGCCAACAAGAGCAGGGCCCUUGGAUUGUGGGCUUCAGCGGAAUUUUUCGCGAAUGGAUACGCAAGGCCAAGGCAGCUUAUAUUGAUUAUGCUGCAAGCUUCCCCAAUGCAUCAUUCCUUAUUCGUAAAGAGUCGGAGAGGAACGUUCUUUUUCGUCAAUUCCUUGACCAGAUCAGCAAGCAUGAGCGAUCCAAGCGACUCGGCUGGGACACAUAUGUGAAGGCGCCCAUCACCCGGUUGCAGCGAUACAGCUUGCUUCUCGGAACUGUGCACAAGAAUAUGUUGCAAGAAACGGAAGAGAAGAGUAAUCUUCUGAUCGCAAUGGGUGAGAUCAAAGAUGUGACCUUGGAAUGCGACGCCCGUGUCGCAGAGAUGUCCAAGAAAGUUGAUCUCCUCGAGCUUGGCACGAAGUUGGUGUUGAGACCCGGAAUGGAACGAGUGGAACUCAACCUAAAUCAUCUUGGGCGUGAGCUCAUAUUCAAAGGGGAGCUUCAACGACUUGGAGCGAACCGAUUUACCUGGCUCGAUACAUACGCGAUGUUGUUUGAUCAUUAUCUGGUCCUUGCGAAAAUAAUCACGGUGAGGGAUGCGGUAGGCAUCAAGCACGAUAGAUAUGACGUCUCGAAGCUUCCCAUCCCUAUGGACCUUCUAGUGCUUGAAAGUACAAGUGAUGACCCGGUAGUGAAGUCUUCUGUCAAGGGCAUUGGUACUGCGACAGCCGUAAGCACUCGCCCUCAGGCGCCGACGGCGACUGUCAGCUCGGCUAGUGGACUCACUCAAACGACAUCCAAUUCAUCGGCCAAUGGGGUUAUGGUCACCAAUACUGUGCUUGAAGGUUACAAGGAAGAGAAGAUCCUCUAUCCAUUCCGGCUCAAGCAUCUUGGCAAGUCCGAAGUGUACACACUAUAUGCACCGACGGCACAGAGCCGGCAAGAUUGGUGCGAGAAGAUCAUUGAAGCAAAGACAAAACAUGCUGCUUCCCUGUACGCUCAGAAUGCUGAGCCGUUCCGACUGCGGGUAAUGGCUGACACAGCCUUUGCAUAUGAUUCUCUAUACGGCGGCUCCAAGAGCGUUAUUAUAAGUGGCACGCCCCUUGAUCGUGCCAUUCGUGAAGUGGAACAAGAAUUUGAACACAUCCCAGGUCCGCGACCGGGGCCUGUCUGCAGGGCCUCGGUCAAUUGUGCUACCACCUUCACUCAGUCUAACGGUACUCAGAUGGUGGCGGUGGGAACAGAUUAUGGAAUCUACUUGGCGGAGCAUGCCAACCCCCGGGGAUGGAAUAGGAUCAUCAACAUCCCACGGGUAUCGCAGGUAGCUGUGCUUGAAGAAUUCAGCUUGAUGUUGCUGAUCUCAGAUAAAUCAUUGAUAGCGUACCACCUUGAUGCGGUUUGUCCUGUCAAUGGUACACCGCCUCCGAAUGACUCUGCUCGACGUGCGCCGCAGAAAUUGUCCGGUACUCGAGAUGUUGGCUUUUUUGCAAUGGGGCAUAUGAAAGAUCGUAUGCUUGUCUUUUAUAAGAAGCGGGAGGGUCUCUCAUCUACCUUUAAGGUCCUUGAGCCCAUUUUUCAAAAGUCAACCGAGAAGAAACACCGCUUUCUGCGUAAAGGCGCGACGGAGUUCUUCCGCGAAUUUGACGAGUUCUAUAUCCCCACUGAAUGCUUUGGCCUCAACCUCUUCCACUCGUCUCUUUCCAUCUCUACGCACCGCGGCUUCGAGGUCCUUACCCUUGACAAGAAACAACCCUGGUCCGUACCCGACCUCAAAGCGCCCCAUGUCGCCACUAUUGCCAGCCGCGUCCGCGACCAGAAGCCUCUUGGUAUGUUUCGUCUCAGCGAGACCGAGUUCCUGCUCUGCUACGAAGAAUGUGCCGUCUACGUCAACAAGCAUGGUGAUGUGUCCAGAUCGGUCAUUAUGGAAUUUGUGGGCAAAGCAAAGUCGGCAGCGCUUUUCGGCCCCUAUAUCCUCUUAUUUGACCAAGAUUUUGUCGAGAUUCGCAAUGCACAGAAUGGGCGGCUUAGACAGGUCAUUGCUGGAAAGGACGUGCGGUGCCUAGACGACGCGCAGCAUACUGGCGGCGUCUUUUCCGGAGGCAAGCGCUCAGUUAAGGUUGCUCUGCAACAUCCCGAGAUGGAACGCAGUCAAAUCGUUGUGGAACUGUUACUCAAUGAAGGCUUGAAGGAGUAGUAAUCGUACUACUCUAGCGUCUUAUGGAAGGCUCUACGAGCCGCCGAUCCCUGGGCAAUAAGCAGUCUUGAUCUCUCUGCAGUCUUUCGCGCAGCGCAAUCAUAUGAAAGUCGUCUAGCGCCAUUUCCCUCCAUAUUUCAUCUCAUCUGCUCAUUCAGGGCUUUUUAUUAAUUUCGUUUUUUUAUUAUCCAGAUUUUUUAGAAUCUACCUGAGGUUUGAGGUGCAAUGUUCAAGGUACAUUGGAAUGGAGCUAGGAGCUGGUCUUGACAAGGUUUCAAUGGGUUGCAUAUUAAAUUUCUCAUCGAUUUAUUUUCUCUUAUCUUCGUCUUUAUCCUCUGUCUUACUUUGUGUUUUCUUCCUUCAUUGUAACCUUUUUUUUGGCCGCAUUUGCAUUGUAAGGUCUUGUUUGGCCACAUUGUUUGGUGCCUCCACCGCCCGCCGGGC
Messenger RNA from Xylona heveae TC161, 5962 nucleotides. RefSeq lists its product as hypothetical. Gene Ontology annotation, molecular function: guanyl-nucleotide exchange factor activity. Lineage: Eukaryota; Fungi; Ascomycota; Xylonomycetes; Xylonales; Xylonaceae. The record is from RefSeq and is a predicted model, not a curated record. The coding region runs from base 302 to 5518 and encodes 1738 amino acids. The transcript has 4 exons.